This is a messenger RNA of Ectocarpus sp. CCAP 1310/34, 1900 nucleotides long. NCBI's taxonomy places the organism in Eukaryota, Phaeophyceae, Ectocarpales, Ectocarpaceae. The record is from the annotation of a GenBank genome assembly.
UGGUAUCUUCCUCUCGUGCUACUUGACCCCCUCUUCGCCUGUCUACGGCCUGAGGGGUGCUCGAAACUACGCAGGAGUGGAGUGGGUAUUUGGACGCGUUGUGCAUCAUGCACAUGCAGUUGACGAGACCUUGUGUUGUCGCAGCAGCCGUCGCUUCUCUGCAGUGCCUUUGCUCGAAGGCCUUCGUGCAGCCAUUCUCUCAACAUCGAGCGAAGCAGAGAAUAUGGCCCCACCAAUACUCGUGUAAGAGUACCUCCUUGCCUGUCCAGCAACGAGCGAGAUCUUAUCAUGUUAGCAUGAUGACGGAAACGACUAGCGACACUUCUCCCGGCCGGAAGGACGAGGUCCUUGCCGUGCUGUCGGCUGUGAUGGAUCCCGAUCUAUCAAUGGACAUAGUAUCGCUCGGCUUUAUCAAAGAGCUUGAGAUUUCUGGUGAGGACGAAGGCCGACAGGUCGUGACCUUCGAUGUCGAGCUAACCACACCUGCUUGCCCGGUGAAGGCCCAGUUUCAACAAGAUUGCCGAGAUCUCGUUGAGGCACUACCCUGGGUUGAUCGGGCUGAAGUGACGAUGACAGCGCAGCCAGUGCGGGAUGUGUCGGACACCGUCCCUACUGGCCUGUCAAAAGUUGCCACCAUAAUUGCGGUCUCCAGCUGCAAAGGCGGCGUAGGGAAAUCGACUACAGCUGUCAACCUCGCCUACGCGCUCGACAAGCAAGGUGCCAAAGUCGGGAUCCUCGACGCCGACAUCUAUGGUCCGAGUCUACCCACCAUGGUUAAGCCCGACAGGGAGGAAGUGGAGUUUGUGGGAAAUCAGAUUCGACCAAUGACAGCUCACGGGGUGAAGCUCAUGAGCUACGGCUUCGUAAACCAGGGAGCAGCCAUUAUGCGAGGUCCCAUGGUCUCCCAACUCCUGUCGCAGUUCGUUACACUUACGAGUUGGGGGGAAUUAGAUUACUUGGUGAUCGACAUGCCUCCGGGCACUGGAGAUAUUCAGCUGACCUUGUGCCAGGUCUUGAACAUUACAGCAGCAGUAAUCGUCACAACUCCUCAAAAGCUCAGCUUCACCGACGUGGUGAAGGGGAUUGAUCUUUUCGACACUGUAAAUGUUCCAAGCGUGGCUGUGGUGGAGAACAUGGCCUACUACGACGCGGUCGAUCAAACGGCGUUCAAAACUGGCUUGGAGAGUAACAUCGAGGAUCUGCUCACGCUUGAUAGCGAUGAGUUGUCUGCCGCUGCAGCUCGCGAAGGUCUUGCUUCACCGCCUCAAGACGAGACGGCUUUGCGAGCUGCGGUGAUCGCCGAAGUGAUGAAAAAGCGAGCCAGCACAAAGCAGCGGGAGUACAUUUUCGGGAAGGGACACCAAAUGCGCUUGGCGGACAUGUGGGGCAUAACGAACACCAUUCGCAUGCCCUUGGUGGCGGAUGUGGCGUCCAGCGGAGAUUCAGGUAUUCCGUUCGUUGUGUCCAAGCCCGACAGCGACCACUCGGAAUCCUUCUCACAGUUGGCGGAAGCUGUUGUACGAGAGGUGGCAAAACUUAAGUUCAGCGACAACGACCGGCCGAUGCUGUCGUUCCAACCGGCCGAAGGCACCGUCAUGAUAGAGACGAGUGGCGGCAAGCAAGUGAUGGCCGCGGCCGACCUUCGGCGACAAUGCCGGUGCGCUCUCUGCGUCGAGGAGUUCUCGGGAAAGCCCCUGCUGGACCCUGCGAGCGUGCCUGAGAACAUCGUACCGACUGAGUUUGCCCCGAUAGGAAACUACGCGGUCAGCGUCAAGUGGGAUGAUGGGCACAGCUCUCUGUAUCCAUACAAGAACUUUGCAAAGGGCUAUAAACCGCGUACGAAGAGUCCCGAGCUAUCACCCGUCUAAAGCGUUGCGAAGUAAGUGUAGAGCUUUUGGAU